Phyllostomus hastatus (greater spear-nosed bat) is the source of this 594-nucleotide messenger RNA. RefSeq names its product coiled-coil domain containing 153 (gene DRC12). The record is from RefSeq and is a predicted model, not a curated record. NCBI's taxonomy places the organism in Eukaryota, Metazoa, Chordata, Mammalia, Chiroptera, Phyllostomidae.
AUGCCACCUAAGUUCAAAGAAGAAAGAAUAAAAGCUGAGGUACAGCAGAUAAAGAACACAGGUGCUGCUCUGCAGAAGGGUGAGGUCCACUGAGCCAAGGCUUCUGCAGACCAGCUGAAGCAGACUUUGCAAGGGCUGGAGGCUGAGCUGGAGGGGGCCCCAAGUGAAGGGAAGGCCAUAUAUGUAGAGAUGAGUCAUUAGUGCCAGGUCCUGCAGGAAGAGAUGUAAACCCAUACCAGGCACCUGAAGAAAGAAGUGAGGAGCCUUCAAGAGCAGCUAGGAAAAACGUAUCCUCAGAGGGAAGCUGAGGCUGCACGGUGAGAAGCUAAGCAAGCCCUCAGAGAGUGGGACUGAACUCUGGCUCAGCUUCGGACACACACAGCAGACAUGGAAGCCAAGUGUGAGAACAUCUUAUAUGGCAGCCUAGACAGGCUCUUGGCUAAGCUCAGAGCCAUUAAGCCUCAGUGGGAUGGAGCCAUGUUCAGAUUCCACACCAGGUACAAGGAGCAGCUCUACCAGUUUGGAUUCAACCCCCUGGACCUUUCAGAUUAUACACAUAUAGUCUCAGGGGCCCCAACAAUAAAGAUCUCUUAA